Apus apus (common swift) is the source of this 5704-nucleotide messenger RNA. RefSeq names its product sarcolemma associated protein (gene SLMAP). The record is from RefSeq and is a predicted model, not a curated record. Gene Ontology annotation, molecular function: protein binding. NCBI's taxonomy places the organism in Eukaryota, Metazoa, Chordata, Aves, Apodiformes, Apodidae. Bases 1312 to 3849 code for a protein of 845 amino acids. The transcript is spliced from 24 exons. Gene Ontology annotation, biological process: protein localization to plasma membrane; regulation of voltage-gated sodium channel activity; regulation of membrane depolarization during cardiac muscle cell action potential.
CCCCGACCCCCGCCCCUCCCCGGCAGCUCCGCGGCUGCUACACCGGGUAGGUUUCUAGUCACUAUGGCGGCCGCUGCGCUCAAGGUCGGAGGAAAGUUUUCCUGGUCGGCGGCUGCUUGAGAGGCAGAGCAACCGAGCGGGAGGCGUCCGGGCCCGGCCGCCAGGCCUCUCCCGCCGCCGCAGGGCCGGCCGCCGGGCGAGCGGAGCCGCGCGCGGGGGGCUGAGGAGCGGGCCCUCCUCAUGCGCAGCCACCUGCGGAAGGGCUGAGCGGAGCCGAGGGGACGCCGUCUUUCCCGGCCCGCCGUUCCAAGCGCCGGGGGCUCCUGGCAGAUACUUCCUGGAGGAGCCCCCCUGCUCGCCUCCCUUCUCCGCCGGCCCCGCGCCCCCGCCCGCCGGCCCGCGGCCAGCAGACCCGCCGCCGAGGGACGCCUGCCCGCUGCCGCCGGAGGCACCGCCUGGGAGCAACCUGUCAGCGCACCUCGUAGGCCGUCCCCGAAGGACCCUUCCCACGCGUUAGUUUGUCCCCGAGAGGAGAGUUUGAAGCCCUCUCCAUGCCUUAUCAAGUUCCUUAUCUGAGUGGUUGCCUGAAACUGUAGACCAGGUCGGCUUUACCAGGUGUGGGGGAGGAAAACGUUACAGCUCUCACAACCCAUCCCAAAUCGAGGACCACCUAUUCCGCUUUGGUUUAACAAAUGAAGAUGGUGAAAUGUGGAUUGCCCUGUGAGGCAACUAGAUUCCUGUUGCAGAAUGAGGGCUUCGUAUUCACCUUCCAAUUCCUGAUCUGUGCACUUUGAGAGAGGACGCUAAUCCUUCUCUCUCAUCCCCCUUCCCUAAACCUUUCCUUGCUUCCAUGUUGCAUUGGUCAGAAUUUUGGUCAGUGUUGUUGACAGAAAGGGGGAGGGGGGCAAAGAAAGCAGUCGAGGUUACAAAAAAAGUACUUACAUGACUCAUCUACUUGGAUUUAAGACAUUCUAUUUAUCUUUCAAGGAGCCUUUGCACCUCUUUGAAGGAAUCAAAUGCUUGUUCCUGUUCUUCCAGAGGAGGAUGGAUUGAAAGUUACACAUUUUAGAUUUUUUUUGGGCCAUUGCUGAUAUUAUUAAAAGACAUAAUGGGGCUUCUUUACUGGAUUAUUGCCAGAAUUAGUUUACACGCUGAAAAAAUGAGGUUUUAGGCCUCUCGUAUUAUAAUGUUUGUCCUGCUUUAAUAUAAAGUUGCUGUGGAGGUUUGGGUUAAAAAUUGCGGAGGACAGUCUCUGCGGUGGAAGAGGCUCUCUUCAUCUCUGGUUGGUGUGGCAACCCCCAUCUGUCCUCGAUGCCUUCAGCCUUGGCCAUCUUCACUUGCCGCCCGAACUCUCACCCGUUUCAGGAGCGUCAUGUCUACCUGGACGAGCCCGUCAAGAUCGGCCGCUCGGUGGCUCGAUGCCGGCCCGCUCAGAACAAUGCAACUUUUGACUGUAAGGUGCUGUCCAGGAACCAUGCUCUGGUCUGGUUUGAUCACAAGACAGGCAAGUUCUAUCUUCAAGACACUAAAAGUAGUAAUGGUACCUUUAUUAAUAGCCAGAGACUGAGUAGAGGAUCUGAGGAAAGCCCACCAUGUGAAAUUAUGUCAGGUGACAUAAUCCAGUUUGGCGUAGAUGUGACAGAGAACACGCGGAAAGGUAAGGUUACCCAUGGAUGUAUAGUCUCCACAAUCAAAUUGUUUCUUCCAGAUGGAAUGGAAGCUCGAUUGCGAUCAGAUGUUAUCCAUGCUCCAUUACCAAGUCCUCUUGACAAGGUUGCUGCUAACACUCCCAGUAUGUAUUCUCAGGAAUUGUUUCAGCUUUCACAGUAUCUACAGGAAGCCUUACAUCGGGAACAAAUGUUGGAACAGAAGCUGGCAACCCUUCAGCGACUACUUGCUGUCACACAAGAGGCUUCAGAUACUAGUUGGCAGGCUUUAAUAGAUGAAGACAGGCUGCUAUCAAGAUUAGAGGUUAUGGGAAACCAAUUACAGGCAUGUUCAAAGAAUCAAACAGAAGACAGUAUACGAAAAGAGCUUAUAGCAUUACAAGAAGACAAACACAAUUAUGAGACAACAGCCAAAGAGUCCCUGAGGCGGGUCCUUCAGGAGAAAAUUGAAGUGGUCAGAAAACUGUCUGAAGUAGAGAGGAGCUUAAGUAAUACAGAAGAUGAAUGUACUCACCUGAAAGAAAUGAAUGAGCGGACUCAGGAAGAACUAAGAGAAUUAGCUAAUAAGUACAAUGGAGCUGUAAAUGAAAUUAAAGAUCUUUCAGACAAGCUAAAGGUAGCAGAAGGAAGACAAGAAGAAAUCCAGCAGAAAGGACUGGCUGAGAAAAAAGAAUUGCAGCAUAAAAUAGAUGAAAUGGAAGAGAGAGAGCAAGAGCUUCAAGCAAAAAUAGAAGCUUUGCAGGCUGAUAACGACUUCACCAAUGAGCGACUAACUGCUUUACAAGUACGGUUAGAACAUCUUCAAGAGAAAACUCUUAAAGAACACAACAGCUUAGGCAUACAAGUUGAUGACUUCAUACCUAAAAUUAAUGGGAGCACAGAGAAAGAGCACUUUCUUUCAAAGAGUGGAGGGGACUGCACUUUUAUUCAUCAGUUCAUAGAAUGCCAGAACAAGAUCAUAGAUGAAGGACAUCUAACAAAAGUGGAAGAAACAAAGCUUUUGAAAGAAAAUCAAGCAAGAGUCAAAGAAUCUGAUUUGUCAGACACUCUUAGUCCAAGCAAGGAAAAAAGCAGCGACGACACUACAGAUGCCCAAAUGGAUGACCAAGAUCUAAAUGAACCUAUUGCUAAAGUAGCUCUUCUGAAAGAUGAAUUGCAGGGUGCACAAUCAGAGACUGAGGCUAAGCAAGAAAUUCAGCAACUGCACAAGGAGCUGAUUGAAGCCCAAGAGCUAGCUAGGACAAGUAAACAAAAAUACUUUGAACUUCAAGCACUGUUGGAGGAAGAGAGAAAAGCAUAUCGAGUACAAGUUGAAGAAUCCAACAAGCAAAUAAAUGUUUUGCAAGCUCAGUUGCGAAGAUUACAAGAAGAUAUUGAAAAUCUUCGUGAUGAAAAGGAGAAUGAAGUUUCAAGCACUCGAAGUGAACUAGUCAGUGCUCAGAAUGAAAUCCUGUCUCUUCAAAAAGUAGCAGAAAAGGCAGCGUCAGAACGAGAUACAGAUAUUUCUGCAUUACAAGAUGAGCUUCAAACAGUGCGAGCGGAACUCGAACGGUGGCAAAAAAAUGCCUCAGAUUAUGAAAAAGAAAUAGUCAGACUGCAAGCCAAUUUUCAGCUUAAAUGUCAGCAGUGUGAGGAUCAGAAGAAGGAGGAGGCUACACGCUUAAAAGGUGAACUUGAAAAGUUGAAGGCGGAGUGGAGUGCUCUGGAAGCUGAAUGUGUUACACUAAGGAAGGAAAAUACUUUGCUUACAUCUGAACUUCAGCGACAAGAGAAGGAGCUUUCUAGCUCUCAGAAACAGAGCUUAGCGCUAACCAGCGAUAUAAGUGUUCUUCAAAUGUCUCGAAAGGAACUUGAAGAUCAGAUGGGAUCUUUGAGAGAAAAACAUCAACGGGAUGCAGCUAGUCUAAAAAGCCAACUCAGUGAAGCUGAGAGUCAAGCAAAAGAUGUUCAGAAAGAGUAUGAAAGAACACAGACUGUGCUCUCAGAGCUGAAGGCGAAGUGUGAGAUGGCUGAACAAGAAAAUCAGUCACUCACAGAAGAGCUCAAACAAUGUAAAGAAAACCUGAAGCUGCUACAAGAAAAAGGAAACAACAGACAAUGGCCUUGGAUGCCUGUGAUGGCAGCUUUGGUUGCUGUAACAGCCGUGGUGCUGUACCCAGGCCUAACCAGAGCUUCUCCAUGAGAACUGUUGUUGAAUCCAUACACCGUCCUCCCUUUAGAAGCUGGCAACAUUCAUAUACUGAGGGAAAACAGAUUAAUUCUCUUCCUUUUUACCUCUUAAUACAGCACAGCUCUGCGUGAGAACAGCAGUAGGGUCAUUUGCUUUAAACUGUAUAAAAUGUAUCUGUCUAUAAAGAGGGAAUAAAAUUGUGAUUCAUCAUACUGUGAGCAAUACUUUUGCUUACAAUUUCAUGCAAGUUUUAAAAUAGUAUGUUGGGAUUCUGAAUAAUAUAAUGGUGGCCUAAAGUAGGCUUCUUGGUACCAAACUAUUUAUAAUGGCUAGGGUUGUGGACACUUUAGAAUCCGAUUGCCAGAUUUAAAAGGAAAAACACACUUCUGAAUUGGACAACCAAGCCUAGUAACCUUGCAGAUACUUGGAAAAGAGAUGCAGUGUGCUCAGUGCCUUUCAGUAUGAUUUUUCCUUUUUUUAAAAAAAACCCAAACCAACAAACUAAUAGUACCAUUUUCCUUGCUGUUAGUCACUGAGCUGUUGGGAACAAGACUUAAGAAAACUCUUACCACGCCUUUUGAAGGAAGCAUAUUUUUCUUUGAUAAGGGUUGCUUUAUUAAUGAUUUUUGGGAAUAAACACAAUUCAUGUCCAGCCUUAAAGAGACUGAGAUACUGAUGGUGAAGACCAGCCUAGAGAAUUUAGUGUGCGCGUGUGCGAGUGUAAGCAUGUGUGUGUUCUUGAGUGAACUAAGGUAUUUCUGGGAGCAAGUACUUGGUCAUUUGAUGGACAUAGUGCAGUGAUUCAACUUACGUUAACUUUAGUUUGAAUGUAAUUUAUUAAAUUUCAUAUAUUUAAAGAGAUGCAUUCUUUAAAAGUAUGGAUACUUUCUCACAUACCACAUGUAUCUAUUUUUUCAGUCAUUUGAUACUUUCUGACUUGAGCUGGAGAAGCUCUUUAGAUAAGCUUUUGUUGACGUAACUUUAUUAAGAGAACUGCUACAGUAUGUCUGUGAUUAGCUGAAAAAAACCUGAAGAUUCAUAAAAUGCUACAAAAUUGGAAUCAUCUACCUGAUGUAUUUUCAGGUCAAGAUGGUUUUAAUUCGGUAGCAAAAUUUUGUGCAUCCUCAUCACAUGGCUGUAAGUAUGAUGCAGUGGUCCCCAUUACAGAGUUUUUCUUUAUCUAAGUACCAUUAACUAUUGCAAUUUGCUGACAUUUGGUGGGAAUCACUGUAGUUAGUGCGAAAGUAAAUGUGGACUGUCGUUGUCUUGUUCAGCUCAACAGUUCUGUCAAAAAAAGUUUAUUAAAGACUUAAAUAAUAUGCUAAAGAAUGGUAAAACAAAAUGGCUCUGCUAAAGGAAACUUCAAAAUAGGGAGAUAAUCUCAGCAAUUGAAUUGGCUUUAAUAUGUUAUGGCAAUCGACAGAUAGUUUAAAUAUUUAAAUGGAAAUUUAGCAUAUAAUUUACUUUGUGAGGUUUUAAGGGUCGUUGUCCUUUAAGGUUCUAUCUUAAGUUACAUGGGAUUUCCUAAUGGGAGGAUUAAUAGUUGGAAAAAAUAGUCCAGAAGUGACUUGUAGAAAAUAAAUAUUGUCAUUUAGUUCAUUCAUUUCAUCCUUUUCAGUUGCAGGAAGCCACCCAACCACAGAACACUCGUAUGCCAGUGGUACUUAGUACCUCUUGUAUAUAGGUUAUUGCAAAUAUUGUUCUGAAAUGCUUAACUUCAGAAUUACAUUUUUUUAAAGUAAAUAAUUGUUUUAAAUCUAUUUUGUAAAGAUAUAAAAAUACAAUAGAAUUUCUGGAGUACAGAUUAAACUAUUUGCACUAACACACGUGAUGUGCAUGAUUUAAUAAAAUAACUUUACUCUCCCUA